CAUACAUGCAGGUCCAAAAUAAAAAUAAAAUGGUCACCACCAAAGUUCCUGCACUUUGCAACUUUGAUUUCAGCAUUAUGUUGACUUUGGAAGCUUGGAUUUCUCGGGCAAUGUAGCUGCUAGCUAGCUAGCAAACCAAGUGGCUAUUUAAUACGAUGCCUUCAAUACCCUCUGAUCAGAAUUCCCGUUUUAAUAAUGUCUUUGCACUCUUCCAUGUGACAUCUCUAACAAAAGUUCCUUUACUACUAAAACUCAAACUACUUUCUUGGUGGCUUCACUGAGAAUUUUGAAUUCUCAUUCUUUUCUUCUGAGAUCUCAUCUCAGAUCCAUUUUAUUUUACAAACUUGGGUCCUCUCCCCCCAUUGUCCUACCACACCUGCUCCUCAGUACUGAAAUUCUUUAUUCUCAUAAUUCCCAUCAAAAAAUCUUUUUUUGCAAUCAUUAUGCCAUGACAAAUAGCUUUUUUGUUUAAAAGCUUUUCUUUGCAAAUUAUUAGAUUAUGUACAACUGGAAAUAAAAAAAAAUUAAGAAAAAAAACAAAGCAAAUAAAGACCAUGGAUUAUUCUGUUUUGUAUAGCUCUACUCAGUGAAACUCAUACCAUACCAAUACCAUCUUUUGAGCAAUUUAACUGUUGUUUGUUUGUCAUUUCAUUUGUUUCAGCUCCGAACCCUGCAGUAGAGUAUGCUGUGUUGUGUGUGACUAACCAAACCAAUCUCUAUCUUAGUAAAAGUAUUUUAGCUUCAUAACAUGAAGAACUUGUGGCUUUGUUUCAGUUACUUGUUUCCUGCAAUCAUUCUUGUUCUGCUUACUCCUUCCUCAGUUGCACAGCUAUCAUCAAGUGAGGGUAGAAUUCUAUUCCAAGUUCAGAAGCUUCUUGAGUAUCCUCAAGCUCUUCAAGGAUGGACAAGAUGGACCAACUUGUGCUUCCUCCCUCCCUCACCUUCCCUCAAGAUUGUUUGCUCCAAUGGUCAUGUCACAGAACUUACAAUCAUUGGAAACAAGACCUCUCCAUCUUCACACAACCCCAAAGCAGGUGCUUGGACUUCCCUUCAGACACUGUCUGAAAGAUUCUCCAUUGACUCUUUCUUCACUGUCAUGACAAAGCUUUCAAAUUUGAAGGUGUUGUCCUUGGUGUCUUUGGGUUUGUGGGGUCCUUUACCAGCCAAGAUCAACAGGUUUUGGUCCUUGGAAGUGCUUAACAUUAGCUCAAAUUUCAUUUAUGGGGGAAUUCCACAAUCUCUAUCCUCUAUGAGGAAUCUAAGGAGUCUUGUUUUGGUUGAUAAUCUCUUCAAUGGAAGUGUUCCUGACCUCCAAAGGCUAACUUCUCUAGAAGAGCUCAACUUGGGAGGCAAUAAUUUGGGUGCUCAAUUCCCUUCAGUGGGAAAGAAUCUUGUCACUAUUAUGUUGAGAAAUAAUUCACUGAGAUCUCAUAUCCCUCCACAACUUGUGCACUUUGAUAAACUUCAGGUAUUUGAUGUGUCUUCCAAUAAUUUAUUUGGAAACAUCCCAUCCUUUUUGAUCUCUUUGCCUUCCCUUCAGUACCUAAACUUGGCUUCAAACCAUCUAAGUGGUAACCUCUCAGUGAAUAUGGCAUGUAGUUCUUCACUAACAUUUGUGGAUAUCUCACACAACCUUCUGGUUGGAAAAUUGCCAUCCUGCUUUGGUUCAGUGUCUUCAAAGGCCAAAGUGCUAUAUUCUGGGAACUGUUUGUCAACCGAAAAAAGGUUAAAUGAUCAACAGCAUCCAUUUUCUUUUUGCAAGAGAGAGGGAGCUUUGGCUGUUAAGCCUCCAGCUAAAAAUCUGAAGAAGGAAUCGGGUUCGGGUACAAAACUAGGCCUAAUGCUUGGAAUAAUUGUAGGAAUUGUACUAAUUGGAGGACUUCUGGUACUACUUGUUGUGUGCAUCUUUAGGAAGUCCAAAGCAGAAAGAUCACAUCCUAAACUGGACAAAUCUGUUGCUAAUAAAUAUUCUACCAGUGUAUCCCCCAGACCAAUUGGUACAAGACAUAUUCCACAGGCAAUGAAGCAAGCUGCAGUUGGACUGCCACCAUACCGUAUCUUCACAUCAGAGGAAAUUGAAGAUGCAACAAAUAACUUUGACCCAUCAAAUUUAAUAGAAGAGGGAUCACUGGGACAGCUAUAUAAAGGUUGGCUCAGAGAUGGUUCAGUGGUCCUUGUUAAUUGUGUAAAAAUAAAGCAGAAAGGUUUGCCCCACAGCAUCAUGCAGCAAGUAGAGGUAUUACACAAUUUGAGGCACAGGCAUACGGUGAGUGUUCUAGGACACUGCAUCAUUACUGAACAGGAGCAUCCCCAAACAACAAGCACAGUCUUCAUUGUGUUUGAGUACAUCUCAAAUGUGUCAUUGAGGGAUCAACUUUCAGAUGGGAGAAAGAGGGAAAUGCUGAAAUGGCCACAAAGAAUGGCAAUGAGCAUAGGCAUUGCAAGAGGAGUUCAAUUCUUACACACAGGAGUUGCUCCUGGCAUAUAUGGCAACAAUUUAAAGAUUGAGAACAUUCUGUUGGAUGAUAGUCUCAAUGCAAAAGUCAGUAGAUACAACAUUCCAUUGCCAUCCAAGAUUGCACAUAUUGAACAAAAUGCCACCAAUCAUAUUGGCAGCACAAACGAUGCAGAAAAGGAAGAUAUCUAUCAGUUGGGUAUUAUUCUACUUGAAGUUAUCACUGGCAAACAAAUUACAUCCUCGAGUGAAAUAGAGGAGCUGAAGGAAGAGCUGGAGAAUGGUUCAUCAGAAGCAACAUCAGUAAUUAGAAGCGCAAUUGAUCCUUCACUGAGGGGAACUUAUGCAUAUGAAUCAAUGAAAACUGCAGUUCAGAUCACCAUCAACUGUCUCUCCAAGGUUUCUAGUCAGCGCCCUUCAAUAGAGGAUGUUCUUUGGAAUUUGCAGUACGCAAUGCAAGUUCAAGAGUCCUGGACCAGCAGUGGAAACCUCAGCACAAAAUUGUAAACCACACUUGUCAAUAAAAAAAUGCUUGCUUACAUUUCCAUAUGUUCAUUAUCAUAAUGAAUAAAAUGUUGAUGUACAUAUGUAAUUUCUUUCAUAAGGCCCCAAAAUGCAAUUUGGCCUGCAUUUUUCCAUAUUAUUGUUGUUACUAAGGUUUUAUAAUACUUUGAAUUAGGUUCCUAUCAAAAUAUCAAUCCCUUGCUCCAUUUGAUUUC
This is a messenger RNA of Glycine soja, 3174 nucleotides long. RefSeq names its product probable LRR receptor-like serine/threonine-protein kinase At1g14390. The transcript is spliced from 7 exons. Gene Ontology annotation, biological process: protein phosphorylation. The record is from RefSeq and is a predicted model, not a curated record. Bases 749 to 2962 code for a protein of 737 amino acids. Gene Ontology annotation, molecular function: protein kinase activity; ATP binding; receptor serine/threonine kinase binding. NCBI's taxonomy places the organism in Eukaryota, Viridiplantae, Streptophyta, Magnoliopsida, Fabales, Fabaceae.